This is a messenger RNA of Paramuricea clavata, 1856 nucleotides long. Lineage: Eukaryota; Metazoa; Cnidaria; Anthozoa; Malacalcyonacea; Plexauridae. The record is from the annotation of a GenBank genome assembly.
AUGACGAAUCCUCACGCUGAGGACAACGUUCCUCACGUCGAGGACAGGGUACCUCACGCUGAGGACAAGGCACCUCACGGUGAGGACAAGGUUCCCCACGCUGAGCUCAAGGUUUCUCACAUUGAGGACAAUUAAGCUUCUUCACGCUGAGGACAAGGCUCCUCACGCUGAGCUAGAACAAGGUUCUUAACGCUGAAGACAAGGUUCCCCACGCUGAGGACAAGGUUCCCCACGCUGAGGACAAGGUCCUUCGCGCUGAGUACAAGGUUCCCCACGUUGAGGAAAAGGUUCCCCACGCCGAGCACAAGGUUCCUCUUUGCCGAGCACAAAGUUCUUCACUCUGAGGACAAGGUUUCUCAAGCUGAGGACAAGGUUCCUCACGCUGAGGACAAACUUUCUCAAGCUGAGGACAAGGUUCCUCACGCUGGGGACAAGCUUUCUCACGCUGGGACAAGGAUUUCAACCUGCGGACAAGGUCCUUACGCUGAGGACAAUGUUCCUCACGCUGAGGACACGGUUCCUAACGCUCAGGACAAGGAUCCUCACGCAAAGGACAAGGUUCCUCACGCUGACGACAAGGUUCCCCAAGCUGACGACAAGGUUCCUCUCGCUGAGGACAAGGCUCUUCAUGCUGAGGACAAGGUUCCUCACGCUGAGUCAAUGUUCCCCAAGGUGAGGUCAAGAUUCGUCACGCUGAGAAUAAGGUUCCUCACGCUGAGGACAAGGUUCCUCACGCUGAGGACAAGGUUCCUCACGCCGAGCACAAGGUUCCCCAACCUGAGAACAAGGUUCCUCAUGCUGGGGACAACGCUACUUACGCUGAGAACAAGGUUCCUCACGCGGGUGACAAGGUUCCUCACGCUGGUGACAAGGUUCGUCAAGCAGAGGACAAGGUUCUCACGCUGAGGACAAGGUUUGCACGCUGAGGACAAGGUUCCUCACGCUGAGGACAAGGAUCCUCAAGCUGAGGACAAGGUCCUCACGCUGAGGACAAGGUUCUGACGCCGAGGACAAGACUCCUCAAGCUGAGGACAACAUUUCUCACGCUGAGGACAAGGUCCCUCACGCUGAGGACAAGGUUCCCCAAGCUGAGGACACGCUUCCUCACGCUGAGGACAAGGCUCCUCACGCUGAGCUAGAACAAGGUUCUUAACGCUGAAGACAAGGUUCCCCACGCUGAGGACAAGGUUCCCCACGCUGAGGACAAGGUCCUUCGCGCUGAGUACAAGGUUCCCCACGCUGAGGAAAAGGUUCCCCACGCCGAGCACAAGGUUCCUCUUUGCCGAGCACAAAGUUCUUCACUCUGAGGACAAGGUUUCUCAAGCUGAGGACAAGGUUCCUCACGCUGAGGACAAACUUUCUCAAGCUGAGGACAAGGUUCCUCACGCUGGGGACAAGCUUUCUCACGCUGGGACAAGGAUUUCAACCUGCGGACAAGGUCCUUACGCUGAGGACAAUGUUCCUCACGCUGAGGACACGGUUCCUAACGCUCAGGACAAGGAUCCUCACGCAAAGGACAAGGUUCCUCACGCUGACGACAAGGUUCCCCAAGCUGACGACAAGGUUCCUCUCGCUGAGGACAAGGCUCUUCAUGCUGAGGACAAGGUUCCUCACGCUGAGUCAAUGUUCCCCAAGGUGAGGUCAAGAUUCGUCACGCUGAGAAUAAGGUUCCUCACGCUGAGGACAAGGUUCCUCACGCUGAGGACAAGGUUCCUCACGCCGAGCACAAGGUUCCCCAACCUGAGAACAAGGUUCCUCAUGCUGGGGACAACGCUACUCACGCUGAGAACAAGGUUCCUCACGCUGGUGACAAGGUUCCUCACGCUGGUGACAAGGUUCGUCACGCAGAGGACAAG